Messenger RNA from Stegastes partitus (bicolor damselfish), 4515 nucleotides. It is a transcript of the gene casd1, whose product is annotated as CAS1 domain containing 1. NCBI's taxonomy places the organism in Eukaryota, Metazoa, Chordata, Actinopteri, Pomacentridae. Gene Ontology annotation, cellular component: Golgi membrane. Bases 19 to 2550 code for a protein of 843 amino acids. The record is from RefSeq and is a predicted model, not a curated record. Gene Ontology annotation, molecular function: N-acetylneuraminate 9-O-acetyltransferase activity. The transcript has 18 exons.
CCCGAAACUCAAUUAGAUAUGCACCUGCUUCGAGCGGCGGUGAUGGAGGUGGUGGUGGAGGAGGCGGUGUCGCAGGGAGCAGACCGGGCAGAUGGUGCACCAGGAGGAGCGCAGCCGCUACACUGCACAGCUGCUUGUUGUCAUGGAGGAGCAAAGAUGGCGGUCCUGGCCUAUAGCCUGGGCAAACGCGAAAUAAAUCAACAUUUUACCAUUAAAAACGCCAAACUGAUAUCGCUGCUGGUCGUUCUUGUGCUCCUGGUGUUCCACACGGCGUCGCGCUAUUAUGGAGGCGGGGACUCAUGUGAAUGGCUGCUGUCCAGAGGACGUUACUUGGGGGAGAACGUAUGGCAGCCUUAUGGCUGCAUGAUGCACAAAUACAAAAGCAUUGAAGCCAAAACCUGCCUUGCUGAAAAGCGGGUGGCCUUUGUGGGUGAUUCACGAAUCCGGCAGCUAUUUUACUCUUUUAUCAAAAUUAUCGAUCCUGAGCGAAGAGAAGAUGGAAACAAGCACGAGGAUAUUUCCUUUGAAGAGGAGAGUUCCUCUGUUAAUGUGGACUUUAUGUGGCAUCCAGAGGCGAAUAAUUCAAUGAAGGAGCGCUUGAUAUCAUGGAUGCACGAAGCUUCAGCCAAACCAGAUGUUGUCAUCCUCGGAGCUGCCACGUGGUCCAUCAAGUUGCACAGUGGCAGCAGCGAGGCCCUGCAGCAGUACAAAGUCAAUCUGACAGCCAUCGCCGUGCAUCUGGAGAGGCUGGCUGACCACGGAGAGGUCUACUGGGUCCUGCAAGACCCAGUAAAUGAGGAGGUGUUAAGCGAGAACAGGAAGAUGAUCACCAACCAACAGCUGGAGCUAUAUAACGAAGCAGCAGUGGACGUGCUCAACAGCAGCAAGCGGAACGGCAAAUCCAGGGUCAAGCUGCUGGCUGCAUCUCGCCAGGCCGCGCUGGAAACUAUCACCAUGUCAGAUGACGGCCUUCACUUGCCCGAGAGCACCAGGAAUGUGGGAGCCAUGAUCCUCAUGAACUCCAUGUGCAACAAGCUGCUGAGGCCCAUUGACGGUUCCUGCUGCCAGACGUUACCACCCCCAAACAUCUUCCAGAAACUGUCAGCCUGUUUCUUCCUGGGCUCAGGCCUGAUCUUCCUGGUCCUCCACGUGCUCGGCAACAACCGCCACCGCCGACCCGUGCCCCCCGACGUGGAGAGCCUGGAGGAGAAGAAGCCAGCGACUGCAGCUGUCCCUCUGGGCCCGAAGGCGGCUUUCCAGGCCCUCUGCAGGAUGGGCAUCAUAAUGGGCUAUUUUUACCUUUGUGACAGAGCGGAUGUGUUCAUGAAGGAGCAGAAGUUCUACACGCACUCCACGUUCUUCAUCCCGCUCAUCUAUAUAUUUGUACUGGGGGUGUUUUACAACGAGAACAGCAAGGAGACCAAAUUAUUGAACCGUGAACAAACAGACGAGUGGAAAGGCUGGAUGCAGCUUGUCAUCCUCAUCUACCACAUAUCUGGAGCCAGUGCUUUCAUUCCAGUGUACAUGCAUGUGCGUGUGCUGGUGGCAGCGUACUUAUUUCAGACUGGCUAUGGUCACUUUUCCUUUUUCUGGCUCAAAGGCGACUUUGGACUUUACAGAGUGUGUCAGGUGCUUUUCCGUCUGAACUUCCUGGUGCUGGUGCUGUGUGUGGUCAUGGACAGACCAUACCAGUUCUACUACUUUGUCCCCUUGGUCACCUUCUGGUUCGUCAUUAUCUACGCCACAUUAGCCAUGUGGCCUCAGAUCCUGCAGAAGAAGGCCAACAGUAGUGGCAUGUGGCAUCUCGGGGUCUUAGUAAAGUUACUCGGCCUCCUGCUGUUCAUCUGCUUCUUUGCCUUUUCCCAGGUUUUUUUUGAGAAUAUCUUCUCGGUGUGGCCCAUCUCCAAGCUCUUUGAGCUGAACGGAAGCAUCCACGAGUGGUGGUUCAGAUGGAAGCUGGACAGAUUUGCGGUGAUACACGGUAUGUUAUUUGCCUUCAUCUAUCUGGUGCUGCAGAAGCGUCAGGUGCUGUCAGAGGGCAAAGGAGAAGCUCUCUUCUCUGCCAAGAUCUCCAACCUGCUCCUCCUCCUCUCUGUUGUCUCCUUCAUAACUUACUCAAUAUGGGCAAGCAGCUGCAAAACCAAAACAGAGUGCAACGAGAUGCAUCCUUAUAUUUCUGUGGUCCAGAUUUUGGCCUUCAUACUAAUCAGGAACAUUCCUGGCUACGCCCGCUCUAUAUAUAGCUCAUUCUUUGCAUGGUUUGGAAAGAUCUCCUUGGAGCUGUUCAUAUGCCAGUACCACAUCUGGCUGGCGGCAGACACCAAGGGAAUUUUGGUCCUGAUCCCGGGCAACCCUUCGCUCAACAUCAUGGUCAGCACCUUCAUCUUUGUCUGCGUGGCUCAUGAGGUUUCACUCAUCACCAAUUACCUGGCCCAGGUGGUCAUCCCCAAAGACAGCAUGGCCCUGCUGAAGAGACUGGGCGCCGUGGGACUCUUCAGUCUGGUUGUACUGCUGCUGACCAGGGAAAGCCAGGCCACACCAGGUGCCUGAUGGACAGCUCAUGAUGGGAAGGAGGGGGAAGGACAUAACCCCCCCACCCCCCAAACCCCCCUGCUGACACUUAAGUGAGGUAGAGAGCAAGCUGGGAGCAGCCCUGGCUUUUUUUUAGCCACUGGUGACCACAGCUCCAGUCGUAACCUGUGGAGAACGGUGUCUGACUGCGGGCCCCAUUUCAGCAGAUUCUGUACUUUCUGACUGCUGUGAAAGUCACACACUGAAGAAAAGAAAAAUGCCCAAUAAAAGUGGUGGAGAAUUGCUCCUUUCAGGGCAAAGUGCAAACUGCAGGAGAGUGGGGAGGGGAGGGGGGGACACAUAAAAAGAACAAAAACAUACUGAAACGUUUACAUUAUGUGGUUUUCUGGAUUUGCAGCUGUGUGAAAUUUUUUGCAGCGUUGCUUCUAUUUAGCCAAACACACUAAUAAGAAGUUUACUUUGUCACAUACAGUACUUUCUGUCAUUACUUCACGCUGCGAGGAUUCACGAGGCAAACACUCCGUCCACAUGGCAGUAGCAGUUGAAGGUGAUUUCACUCAGGUGGAUCCAUAACCUACAUAUUCAGAUAUCUACUCUUUAAUGACAAAUAUGUUAACUCGUGCUGCAUUUUAUUAUCAACAUUACGUUGUACAGUAUUUCUGUAGUGCUAGAUAUCUAAAUAUGCAAAAUAUGGACCAACAAAUGGCUUGGGUGAUCAGAAAACUGUCGAGACUAAAGUAAAAUUUGGAGUGCAAUUGUUAAAAAUGUUGGAGUAUCCUUUGACAUAUUUUUGCUAAUGUUUUUGUGAGUAAUUUUAGAAAUGUUUGCCUUGCAGAAAGGCUCCGUGGUCACCUGCUGUAGCGCUGAAAUUCUAUGUGAUAUGUACAGUAUUUAAUGAUUUAAAUUAAGCUUAUAUUUUAUACAGGUUUUUUUUUUUUUUUUGGCUUUGUUUUACUUUGUACGUUUGCGCCCAUGACUGCUGUUUGUGAAGGAAGUAUUACAUAGAUAAUUUUUGUACCCAUCCCAGAAUCUCAUAGAUGAUUACCUGUUGAUGAGGUUGAGCCUUUUACAGGAGCAGCUCACUUCCUAGUAUGUGUACAUUUGUAUGAUAGAGUGAGAGAUUUAUUUUAUACAGCGACGCUUCAGCAGCGGUUUCGGUCCUUUAUCCUUUCAUCGCCGUUGCAACAUGCCUCAUAGCUCUGGUGGAAAGCGCACCAAGUUGCACACACUUAACUGUAACAGGACUAACGGCUCCAUGUACAUCAUCCCUUUUGUGUCACAGCCAGUGAACUUUUGUCAGUGACUGAGUGAUUUCUUAAAGAGUGAAUGCCUUUGAACAUGCAGCUUUUUUCAGUGGCUUAUACGUACAGUACAUCUUCAGAUGUACUGAGUCACAUCUGUGAUGUAGCUGGGAUCACAAUCUUCCAUCUUCAGGCACUUUGCAUCAGGGCCACAUCAACAUUUAAUAACUACUUGGUAAUGCACUGACUGAGCUGAAAAGACACAUUACUGUUGCUUAAAUGGAAACUAUUGUAUAUUUUGUCCGUUGACAAAUGGGCAGCGUCCGUUUGCCUAUUAAUCCUCAUAGACAUUUUAAAAGAGAGCACUUUUCUUUUGAGACCUACAGUUUUCGUCUUUGAGAUGAAAUACGGCGUUUAAUAUGAGCUUAACACGGUACCAGUGCAGAUACUUUAUGCACUUUGACACAUUUUUGUUGGGUAAAUGAAAUGUUUUGUCAAAAUCAUUUGGCAGAUACAAAGAUUUCAACUGUGUUGCAUAUAGACUUUGAGUUGUAUACGUCAUCUAACGAUUGAGCAGUUACGGAUUGCGGUGUCAACGAUUUUUCUAUUCAUUCAUGUAGCUUCACUUUAAAAGGAAAUGUGGGUCCACUUUUCUUUUUCUUUACAGUGGAACAACUUGUCAGCAGCUUUUUGAGGCUUCUUGUGUCAUUUAUCUAACGAUGUAGUUCUGGUUAAACUGUAA